GAGAAACCAGAUAUACAAACCAAGCAAAUUGGACUUUGACUCAAAGCGGCGGCUGCAACUGGUUUGUAGCUUUCGGAAAAUCCGAGAAACCCGGUUCUGCGUUUGUGGGUGGGUGAGAGAAAGAGAGAGAUGCCGAAGAGGACGACGCACACGUACUCGAGCGAAGACGCGGCUCCCGACGGUCCCGACUCCGAUCUCUUUGUUUACUACUGCAAGCACUGCGGCUCUCACGUCCUCAUCACUGAUACCCAGUUGCAGAAAACGCCCAAGAGGAAGACCGACAGGGCAUGUGUGCUGGACAAGAACAAGCAUCUUGCUCGAUUGAAUGUCCAAGAGGCUGGCAAAAUUCUCUUGAAACGGGGUGAGGGUAAGCUAGAGAAGCAAUUUCGCAUGAACUGUAUAGGUUGCAGCCUGUUCGUCUGCUACCGAGCUGAGGAAGAUCUGGAAACUGCUUCGUUCAUUUAUAUCAUAGAUGGGGCAUUGAGUACUGUUGCUGCAGAAACAAAUCCCCAGGAUGCUCCUGUUCCUCCCUGCAUAUCACGGUUAGAGGGAGGACUCGUUCAAGUGGCUAUAGAAGUGGAAGCUGCAGCACAACGCUCUGCAAUCACAAGAGUGAAUGCUGAUGAUGUUCGUGUAACAAUAGCUGCACCUGCAGCCCGGGGAGAAGCUAAUAAUGAACUCUUGGAGUUCAUGGCAAAAGUGUUGGGUCUGAGACUUAGCCAGAUGACUCUACAGAGGGGAUGGAAUAACAAAUCAAAGCUCCUUGUGGUUGAAGACUUGUCAGCGAGACAGGUGUACGAGAAGCUACUUGAAGCUGUGCAACCUUGAAGUUGUUUCAUUGAGGCAUUUUUAGAUCUCCCAACAUUUUUGUACUCAAUUGCAGUUAUUCGUGCAAUUUUUAAUCUAACCCUCUUGUAAAAGUUUUUCACUCUGGAUGACCAUAGGACACAAAGGGAUGGUUCAUGAGAUUAUCAGGGUAAAAGCAGGAACAUCCUUUUGAGGCAUCUCAUAGUCCAUUUGAAAGUAUCCAUAGUUUAUGUGAGCUGACAGAGUUGCUUUGUCUGGUGAUGGCUUGACAUGUUGGCUUUGUGAAUACCACAAGGUGAAUUGGAUUAACAGUCCAUUUAUGGCCUUCACGGUUACCCCUGUUCAUUGGACAACAGAUAAGAGCAUCAUUCACUGAACUUACGGGGUAUCUGUUCGUACUAGCAUAAGGAUUCUAUGAAAAAAGCAUAGGAUAAUCCCCUGCAGUAGAAGAAAUCUGCUGAGUUAAGUUUAAGAUUAGCUUAGGUCCAAACUUUUAUUUUCGUUUUCAUCUGCAGACGGCAAAAUAAUUUAACUUGUUUUGGUUUAGCUAAA
Molecule: messenger RNA, 1359 nt
Organism: Eucalyptus grandis
Lineage: Eukaryota; Viridiplantae; Streptophyta; Magnoliopsida; Myrtales; Myrtaceae
Product: UPF0235 protein At5g63440
Exons: 7
Coding region: 130-828 (232 amino acids)
Source: RefSeq, a predicted model, not a curated record